Podospora bellae-mahoneyi is the source of this 1734-nucleotide messenger RNA. RefSeq names its product Transaldolase (gene TAL1). Gene Ontology annotation, biological process: pentose-phosphate shunt; pentose-phosphate shunt, non-oxidative branch; carbohydrate metabolic process. Gene Ontology annotation, molecular function: transaldolase activity. The coding region runs from base 401 to 1375 and encodes 324 amino acids. Gene Ontology annotation, cellular component: cytoplasm; intracellular anatomical structure. NCBI's taxonomy places the organism in Eukaryota, Fungi, Ascomycota, Sordariomycetes, Sordariales, Podosporaceae. The record is from RefSeq and is a predicted model, not a curated record. The transcript is spliced from 5 exons.
GUUUGGAUGGUUGUAUGAGUGAUCGCCAUGUCAAGUCAGCCAACAACGGCCACCCUUCUCAUCUGAUGUUGAGCAUGGGAUUGGCUUCUCCGUGUUAAGUUUGAAGGAGGCGGCAGCGGCGAGGGGCAUUGACUGCUUGGAAGACAAGGGGGGGGCGAUGUCCGGGGCGCUCAUGACGAAGAUGCCCCGCUAAAAGCCGUAGAGAAAGUAGGAUAUUAUCCGCAACGGUUCCCAACACUCCCUUGGGCAUUCUUUCCAUUGAACUCUUUUCUGACACAUACCAUCCUGCGACAAAUUCCCUCUCCGUCUUCGUUUUGCUCUUUUCAUUGCAGCAAACAACUCAGGCGUAACUCGUUUUUUUUUCUAUAUCGAUACCCCCUCAAAUCCUAAUAUCAUCAAAAUGUCCAACUCUCUUGAGCAGCUCAAGGCCACUGGCACCGUUGUUGUCAGUGACUCUGGUAAGCUACCUCCCAUUGCCAAGUACAAGCCCCAGGAUGCCACCACCAACCCCUCCCUGAUUCUCGCCGCCACCAAGAAGGCCGAGUAUGCCGCUCUCCUCGACGCUGCUGUCGAGAAGGCCAAGGCCGAGGGUGGUUCCGUUGACAGACAAGUCGACUCUGCUCUCGACCACCUCCUCGUCGAGUUCGGCCGCAAGAUUCUUGAGAUUGUCCCCGGCAAGGUCUCCACUGAGGUCGAUGCCGCUUUCUCUUUCGACACCAAGAAGUCCGUUGACAAGGCUCUCCACCUCAUCCAGCUCUACGAGAAGGCCGGUGUCUCCAAGGACCGCGUCCUGAUCAAGAUCGCCUCCACCUGGGAGGGUAUCAAGGCCGCCGAGAUCCUCCAGCGCGACCACGGCAUCAACACCAACCUUACCCUCAUGUUCUCUCUGGUCCAGGCCAUCGCCGCCGCCGAGGCUGGCGCUUUCCUGAUCUCCCCCUUCGUCGGCCGUAUCCUCGACUGGUUCAAGGCUGCCCACAAGAAGGAGUACAAGAAGGAGGAGGACCCCGGUGUCGCCAGCGUCAAGAGCAUCUUCAACUACUACAAGAAGUUUGGAUACAAGACGAUCGUCAUGGGUGCCUCUUUCCGCAACACCGGUGAGAUCACCGAGCUGGCUGGCUGCGACUACCUUACCAUUUCUCCCAACCUCCUCGAGGAGCUCAUGAACUCCUCCGAGGCCGUCCCCCAGAAGCUCAACGCCGAGGGUGCUUCCGCUCUCGAUAUUGAGAAGAAGACCUACAUCAACGACGAGCCCGCCUUCCGCUUCGACUUCAACGAGGACCAGAUGGCUGUUGAGAAGCUCCGUGAGGGUAUCAGCAAGUUCGCUGCUGAUGCUGUCACGCUGAAGGAUAUCAUCAAGGCCAAGGUUCAGGCUUAGAUGGUUGAAGAGAGAAAAGGGAUAAUGAUUAAAAAAUGAAUAAAUACACUCGGGUUUCAAGCACAAUUGCUGGUUAAAAAACUGGGAUGGAAUGACUUCUUUGAUGAGCAAUGGGCUGUUAGUUCAGUAAUUGAUUAAUGGCUUUUGAGGCAAUUUUGAUGUUUGUGUGUGGUGUGGUCGAGGCGGCGUGAGAGAUAAGAUUAGUGUGGUGGUGGCUGAUGACGUAUAAGUGCGUUUUGAGGUCGAUGAUCUUGAUACUCUAAUAAAAACCUUUCGGUAUUACAUCUCAUACCUAUAUCCUAUAUGUAUCAUGCUGAAGACAGACUAUGGCGAUAUCGUGGAACAUCACAGAAUACGAU